Messenger RNA from Lynx canadensis (Canada lynx), 3113 nucleotides. It is a transcript of the gene SH2D3C, whose product is annotated as SH2 domain containing 3C. NCBI's taxonomy places the organism in Eukaryota, Metazoa, Chordata, Mammalia, Carnivora, Felidae. Gene Ontology annotation, biological process: small GTPase-mediated signal transduction; positive regulation of peptidyl-serine phosphorylation. The coding region runs from base 109 to 2685 and encodes 858 amino acids. Gene Ontology annotation, molecular function: phosphotyrosine residue binding; guanyl-nucleotide exchange factor activity. The record is from RefSeq and is a predicted model, not a curated record. The transcript has 12 exons.
GGGUGCAAGAAAGGGGAAGGGGAGGUGAGGGAAGAACCUCAACGUUGAUGUCCGGAGUCGAGAGCGGCCACUUGCCCGCUGGCCAGGGGCUUUACACGACCCACCAAGAUGACGGAGGGACCCAAGAAAGCCAGCAGAAAGUUCAAGUUCUUCAAGUUCAAGGGCCUCGGGAGUCUCUCCAACCUCCCUCGGUCUUUCACUCUGAAACGGUCCUCAGCCUCCCUCAGUAUCCGGUCCCACCUGGAGCGAGACACCUUUGAGGCUACACAGGAUGAUAUGAUGACUGUCCCACAAAGCCCCCCAGCCUAUGCCCGCUCCAGUGACAUGUACAGCCACAUGGGCACCAUGCCUCGCCACAGCACCAAGAAGGCUCGUGAUCAGCAGGCUACCCGGGAGACCAAGGAGGUGGGCUCUGAAUCCCACCUGGUGCCCCAAGAUCUGCCCAACCCUCCAGGCCUGGAGGCCGCGAAGGAGGUGGUGGUGGGGACCAAUGCCCCCCUGGAGGACACCCCAGCAGUGGGACCCAACCCUUCCGUAAUGGGCCCCACGGGAGAGCCUGAGGAUCCCAGCGCAGACAGAAAAGAAGAAACAGCUCCCAGGAAUGUGCCUCAGGAAAGGGCUGCUGGAGAACCAGAGGCUGGCGGGGACUACGUGAAGUUCUCCAAGGAGAAGUACAUCCUGGACUCCUCACCCGAGAAACUGCACAAGGAGUUGGAGGAGGAACUCAAACUCAGCAGCACAGAUCUCCGCAGCCAUGCCUGGUACCAUGGCCGCAUCCCCCGUGAGGUAUCAGAGACCCUGGUGCAGCGCAAUGGCGACUUCCUCAUCCGGGACUCACUCACCAGCCUGGGUGACUAUGUCCUCACCUGCCGCUGGCGCAACCAGGCCUUGCACUUCAAGAUCAACAAGGUCGUGGUGAAGGCGGGUGAGAGCUACACCCACAUCCAGUACCUGUUUGAGCAGGAGAGCUUCGACCACGUGCCCGCCCUCGUGCGGUACCACGUGGGCAGUCGCAAGGCUGUGUCCGAACAGAGCGGGGCCAUCAUCUACUGCCCCGUCAAUCGCACCUUCCCGCUGCGCUACCUGGAGGCCUGCUAUGGCUUGGGCCAGGGCAGUGGCAAGGCUGCUGGCCCCGCCAGCCCCUCGGGCCCCAAGGGCAGCCACAUGAAGCGGCGCAGCGUCACCAUGACUGACGGGCUCACCGCCGACAAGGUCACCCGUAGCGAUGGCUGCCCCACCAGCACAUCACUGCCCCACCCCCGGGAAUCCAUCCGCAACUGUGCCCUCAGCAUGGACCAGAUCCCAGACCUGCACUCGCCCAUGUCUCCCAUCUCUGAGAGUCCCAGCUCCCCCGCCUACAGUACUGUGACCCGUGUCCACGCCGCCCCUGCAGCUCCCUCUGCCACAGCGCUGCCUGCCUCCCCUGUCACCCGCCGCUCCAGUGAACCCCAGCUGUGUCCUGGAAGUGCCCCAAAGCCCCCUGGGGAAUCGGACAAGGGCCCUUAUGCCAGUCCCUCCCACACGCUCUGCAAGGCCUCCCCAUCACCGUCGCUUAGCAGCUACAGUGACCCGGACUCUGGCCAUUACUGCCAGCUCCAGCCUCCUGUCCGUGGCAGCCGAGAGUGGGCAGCAGCUGAGGCCUCCAGCCGGCAGGCCAGGAGCUACGGGGAGAGGCUAAAGGAACUGUCAGAAAAUGGGGCCCCCGAGGGGGACUGGGGCAGGGCCUUCACGGUCCCCAUUGUGGAAGCCACCUCUUCGUUCAACCCAGCCACCUUCCAGUCCCUACUGAUCCCCAAGGAUAACCGGCCUCUGGAGGUGGGCCUCCUGCGCAAGGUCAAGGAGCUGCUAGCAGAGGUGGAUGCCCGGACGCUGGCCCGGCACGUCACCAAAGUUGACUGCCUGGUUGCUAGGAUACUGGGCGUUACCAAGGAGAUGCAGACCCUAAUGGGAGUCCGCUGGGGCAUGGAGCUGCUCACCCUCCCCCAUGGCCGGCAGCUACGACUAGACCUGCUGGAAAGGUUCCACACCAUGUCCAUCAUGCUGGCCGUGGACAUCCUGGGCUGCACGGGCUCCGCCGAGGAGCGGGCAGCGCUUCUGCACAAGACCAUCCAGCUGGCGGCGGAACUUCGGGGGACCAUGGGCAACAUGUUCAGCUUCGCUGCGGUCAUGGGCGCCCUGGAUAUGGCUCAGAUUGCCCGGCUGGAGCAGACAUGGGUGACCCUUCGGCAGCGACACACAGAGGGUGCCAUCCUCUACGAGAAGAAGCUCAAGCCAUUUCUCAAGAGCCUCAACGAGGGCAAAGAAGGCCCGCCGCUGAGCAACACCACGUUUCCCCAUGUGCUGCCGCUCAUCACUCUGCUAGAAUGUGACUCGGCCCCCGCUGAGGGCCCUGAGCCCUGGGGCAGCACAGAGCACGGUGUGGAGGUGAUCCUGGCCCACCUGGAGGCUGCCCGAACAGUGGCACACCACGGAGGCCUGUAUCACACCAACGCUGAGGUCAAGCUGCAAGGGUUCCAGGCCCGGCCAGAGCUCCUGGAGGUGUUCAGCACUGAGUUCCAGAUGCGCCUCCUCUGGGGCAGCCAGGGCGCCAGCAGCAACCAGGCCCGGCGCUAUGAGAAGUUCGACAAGGUCCUCACUGCCCUGUCCCACAAACUGGAGCCUGCUGUCCGCUCCAGCGAGCUGUGACCCCCACGGACCCCUCCCCUCUGCAGCUGCGGGCAGCAACAGGGACAGAGGGGGCACAGACCUUUCCCCAGAGCACCCCAGAGACACUGUGAUCAGCCCAAGAAUGUUCUGGGCCCAAACCAGGAUCUCCGUUGCACUUCCAGGGUCCUGCAUGGGCCCUGGGCUCCGUCCCACCUGCUACAUGCCUGCCAAGUCUCCCUUCAGGAAGAACCGGAACCCUCUCCCUCCCUCCAGCUUCUGCUUCUCCCCUUCCUGCUGAGGUGCCCUGUGCUCGAGCCAGGAGAGAGCCUUCACACCUCCUCACUCUUCUCGGGGCACCUGCCGGACACCAAGGCCUCCACCUGGUUGUAAAUAUGUCUGUCUGUUCUGUAAAUAGAUGUACAGAAGCCAUGUUCGUUCUUUCAUAUAAUAAACUUUUAUGACUCUUU